AUGGCAAAUCAUGAUGCAACAUCCUCAGAUUUCAGCUAUGAUGUUUUUCUUAGUUUUAGAUGCGGAAGCAGCAACGCAUUGGUUGACCGUCUCGUUCGAGCUUUGCUUGAUAAAGGAAUCAACACCUUUAGGGAUCAGGGAAAACUGAGGAUAGGGGAUGAUGAAAUUGAGAAGUCCAGAAUGUCAAUGGUUGUGCUCUGUGAAAACUAUGCAUCUUCCAUCCGUUGCCUUGAUGAACUAGCCAAGAUCACUGAGUAUAUUGACAACAAGAGAAAACAUGUUACGGCAAUUUUUUACAAAGUGGAACCAUCAGAUAUACGGAAACAAAGAAAUUCUUAUGAAGCAGCCAUGACUGAACAUGAAAAGACCUACGGAAAAGACUCGGAAAAGGUGAAAGCAUGGAGGUCAGCUUUGACUAGAGUAUGCGACAUAAGCGGAAAACAUUGCAAGGACGAUUCGUUUGAAUCUGAGCUUAUUGAGAAGAUUGUUAAAGACACAUUGACUAAAGUAGCUCCAGCGCCUUUACAAAUAAACCACGGAGUUGGACUUGAUUCUCACUUUGAACAGGUGAAGUCACUCAUAGAUAUUGGGUCUAAUGAUACCGUUCGCAUGUUGGGAAUUUAUGGAGCUGGUGGAAUUGGCAAAACCGCAUUUGCCGUAUGUAUCUAUAACAAGAUCAGGCAUGAAUUUGGUGCUGCAAGUUUUCUUGUUAAUGUCAGAGAAAAAUCAGAAAAAAGCAUUAAAGGCCUGGAGGAUCUCCAAAAGGAACUUCUAUCUCAGAUGGGUGAGGAGACAGAAACCAUGGUGGGCAGUGCAUUUAAAGGAGGUAUUGAACUCAAACGCAGGCUUGGCCAUAGAAGAGUUCUUCUGGUUUUGGAUGAUGUCAAUGCGAUGAAACAAUUGGAAUCACUGGCUGGAGGAUGUGAUUGGUUUGGUUCUGGUAGCAGGAUCAUUAUAACAACAAGGGAUGAAGCUGUGCUAGAUAAUCAUGAUGUGGGAAUUAAGAAAUAUAAAAUGGAGGAGCUAAAUGAUCGUGACUCUCUUGAACUCUUUUGCUGGUAUGCCUUUAAUAUGAGAAGGCCUGCUGAAAACUUUGUAGAUAUCUCUACUCGUGCAGUAAGUUAUGCAAAGGGUAUUCCAUUGGCUUUAAGAGUAAUAGGAUCCAAUUUGAAGGAUGGGAGUGUAGAGGAAUGGGAAAUUGAAUUGGGCAAAUAUAGGAAGGUUCCAGAUGCUGAGAUUCAAGGUAUACUAGAAAUAAGCUACUAUGGUCUGUCUGAAUUAGAGAAGAAAAUAUUCUUGGACAUUGCUUGCUUCUUCAAAGGAGAGAGAUGGGAAUAUGUUAAAAGGAUACUAGAGGCUUGUGAUUUCUUUCCAACUAUUCGAGUAUUUGUCAGUAAAUGUCUCAUAACUAUUGAUGAAAAUGGCUGCUUGGAUAUGCAUGAUCUAAUACAAGACAUGGGUAGAGAGAUUGUUAGGAAGGAGUCACCAUCAAGCCCCGGUAACCGCAGCAGAUUAUGGUCUUAUAAAGACGUUCUCCAAGUACUCGAAGGAAACUCAGGAAGUAGUACAAUUGAAGGAAUAAUGCUUCAUCCUCCUAGACAUGAAGAAGUAGACCAUUGGACUAAUACUUCCUUCGAGAAUAUGAGGAACCUCAGAAUUCUUAUUGUUCGGAACACAACAUUUUCAACAGGACCUAGUUAUCUGUCAAAUAGUUUACGGUUACUUGAUUGGAUGGGGUUCCCAUCACAGUCUUUUCCAGCUGAUUUUUAUCCUCAAAGAAUUGUUGACUUCAAGUUAUCUCAUAGUCCUUUGAUAUUGAAAAAGCCACUUCAGAUAUUUGAGGAUUUGACAUUCAUCAAUCUCUCCCAGUGUCAAUACAUAACUCAAAUACCUGACUUGUCUGGAGCAAAAAAUUUAAGAAUAUUGACACUUGACAGAUGCCAUAAAUUGGAUAAGUUUGAUAAAUCCAUUGGAUUUAUGCCGAAUCUUGUGUAUUUAAGUGCAUCAGAGUGCACCAUGCUCAAAAGUUUUGUGCCAAGAAUGUAUUUGCCAUCUCUCGAAGUGCUUUCAUUUAAUUUUUGCAAAAGACUUGAAGACUUCCCAGAAGUAAUGCGAAAGAUGGAUAAGCCAUUAAAGAUUUGCAUGAUAAAUACUGCUAUUAAGGAAUUUCCAAGGUCCAUUUGUUACCUGACUGGGCUUGAGUAUGUAGACUUGUCAAAUUGCAAAGCACUCAAGGAUCUAUCAAGAGGCUUUUUAUUGUUGCCAAAACUUGUCAAGUUAAAAAUGGAUGGAAGUUCUCAACUCGGAGAAUCAUUUAAAAGGUUCAAAGAGAGCCAUUUAGUAGCAAAUGGCUGCCCAAAAUUAAUGGCACUAUAUCUAAGCGAGGUUAAUCUAUCAUGCGAAGAUCUUUGCAUAAUUCUUCAAAUAUUUCCAAAAUUGGAAUACUUGGAUGUAUCGCAUAAUGAUUUUGUAUUCCUCCCAAAAUGUAUCACACAAUCUUUGCCCUUGAAAAGUCUUGAUGUGAGCUACUGCAGGAAUCUUAUGGAAAUUCCAGAACUUCCCUUAAGUAUUCAGAAAGUAGAUGCGAGAUACUGUCGAUCCUUAACUUCAGAGGCAUCAAGCAUGCUAUGGUCUAAGGUUUGUAAGGAGAUCCAAAGAAUACAAGUUGUGAUGCCAAAAACAGAAGUUCCAGAUUGGUUUGACUCUGUUGGCAAUGAAGAUAUUCCACUUUUCUGGGCUCGCCGAAAGUUCCCUGUUGUUGCUUUAGCAUUUGUGUUCGAGGAAGUCAAAGAGAAUGUUAAGAUAGAGAUGAAUAACUCAGAAUUCCUGCCUGGAGUUGUAUCAGCUGAUCAGUCCCACACUGUUGGCCUCCACUUGUUUAUUGACGGGCAAGAAAUAUGUAGCAGAGCUAACCAUUAUUUCACUGUUGGGGAAAAUCAUGUGUUAUUGUGUGAUCUACGAGUUUUGUUCAGUGAAGAAGAGUGGCAGGGCCUUGAUGCAAAUCUCGGAUAUGAUUGGAAGGCCAUUCAGGUUCAAUAUGAAUCACGGUUGAAUCUGAGACGCUGGGGAGUUCAUGUGUACAAGCAAGAAACAAUCACAGAUGAUAUCAGAUUCGAUCCUCCCAAUUCAACAGAGAACAUGCCACCAUCGCAUUUGGUUCCAAAAACAAAUUCACAACAGAGAAUAAGACAUGUACAAAGUUUGGAUCUAUUAGAAAUAUUUGGCCAGUACUUGAAUUUUUUAAAAUUAGAUCAAAUUGCCUCUGUUACAAAUGUAAUAUUGAGAUCGUGGAGGAAUGCAAAGGCUGAUGAUGUUAAAGAGGAUGCUUCAGCCUCUGCCUAUGGGGCAAGCUUAAAGCAAGAACAAGAAGAAUUUGUGUGGGAUGUGGCACAGGUUUUAGACAUGUUGAUGGAGAAUGUACAGAAACAAGAAAUUCAAAAUUUAGGCCGAUUGGUGGUAGAAUUAUUGACAGCACGGGCACAACUUAUGAAGACAAAAGGCCAUGAGAUGUUGCACAUCAAUAUAAACAUGCCUAUUAUUCUAGAUGAAUGUGAAUGUCACACUUCUAAAAAUUUAGCUGAAGCUCCAAGCCGUCGCUAUUGGGGAAGCUUCGAGCUAGAAGAAGGAGAUCCACUUGUGUGGAGAUUUUGGAAAAGCAACGAAGCCUUCGGGGAAAGGGUAAACACUGUUCUAUUGAAAUGCCAGCGUUCCUACGGGGAAUCCUUGGAGGAAGAAUAUAACGAUCCUGCAUUGCAAGCAUUAAUGAGGAAGAUAGAGCAAGACGCUAUGAGAUUGAAUAAAUCUUGGGGGAAAAUGAAGGCAUCAAUUGUUUCAAAGAAUGUCCCAGUUUCUGACAAAUAUAUGAUGGAAACAGCAAUCAUCAUAGGACAAGAAAGACUGGGAAGGUUGGGAUCUAAUUUCAAUAAGGCACCUUACGGGAAGUUAAGGGUGGAGCAUGAUGCGCAGAGCACUAAUCAGAAUCAGAAGCCGCAUGAGUUAAGAGUGGAGCACAAUGCUGAAAGCAAUACUGGGAAUCAGAAUCAGAAUCAAAAGCAGACCAGGUUUGGUUGGACCAAGAUUUUUAAUCGUAGAGCAGAAAAAAAUGGGAAAUCAGGAGACAAGGCAUGAGGAGGAGUAGGGAUGGCAAAUACGCGGGUUGGCUAGUAACCCGCAAAAAAUGAGCCAGGUUGGGUUGGCAAUAAUGAGCUGCCAACCUGGCUAGUUUCAACCCGUGAAAAAACGAGCAAACCUGCGGGUCAAACGAGCCAGUUCGCGGGUUGAGUUUUUUUUUUUUUUUUUUUAAUAAGAAAAAUACAAAAUAUAA
Messenger RNA from Gastrolobium bilobum, 4324 nucleotides. Its product is annotated as TMV resistance protein N-like. The record is from RefSeq and is a predicted model, not a curated record. Gene Ontology annotation, molecular function: ADP binding. Lineage: Eukaryota; Viridiplantae; Streptophyta; Magnoliopsida; Fabales; Fabaceae. Gene Ontology annotation, biological process: signal transduction; defense response. Bases 1 to 4128 code for a protein of 1375 amino acids. The transcript is spliced from 5 exons.